Molecule: messenger RNA, 585 nt
Organism: Mytilus trossulus (common blue mussel)
Lineage: Eukaryota; Metazoa; Mollusca; Bivalvia; Mytilida; Mytilidae
Exons: 2
Coding region: 1-585 (194 amino acids)
Source: RefSeq, a predicted model, not a curated record
AUGGCAGUCUCAUAUUUGAAAGGACUCUGUACAAGGUACAAUAAUUUGUUAGCUAAAGAAUUAGACAAAAGUGGAUAUAUGAUAGCACAAGGGAUUCAAGAUGAAAGAGUGUCAACACAAUCAAGGCAAGUUGUAUCAGCAGAGCGACGAUUAAAGGAUUUUGCAGCAAAACUUGAAGAAAGUAUGAAAGAAGAUUUACUUAUAUUAGAGGAAACUCUCUUAGCUGAAUCUGAAGCAGUUGUGAAUUCUAGACCACUUGUUUAUAUUGAAGAUGACAUAAAUUCCAAUAUUAUUCUUACACCAGCACACUGUCUAACUUUGAACCCUAAAACAGGAUUUCCAGAUCAUAACGAAGAAGAUUCUACAGAUCCAGAAUAUUUACCGCAAUUCAGUAGUGCUAAAAAAUUGCUACUGACAUGGCAGAAAGGACAGAAACAUCUAACUAUGUUUUUGAAAACAUGGAUAGAUAAGUAUCUUCUUAGUCUAUGUGAAAGGACUGCCUACAAACUGAGAAGUGGAAGAAUUCAGUGCAAAACUCCAGCUAUGAUUGGUGACAUAGUUUUAAUAAAGGAAAACCUGCCAUGA